Molecule: messenger RNA, 859 nt
Organism: Scheffersomyces amazonensis
Lineage: Eukaryota; Fungi; Ascomycota; Pichiomycetes; Serinales; Debaryomycetaceae
Product: PUP1 family protein
Exons: 1
Coding region: 97-813 (238 amino acids)
Source: RefSeq, a predicted model, not a curated record
UGUAGGAUUGCGAUAAAACGUAAACUCAGAAAAAAACCGACUCACAAAUACAACUAAGAAACUGAAACUUAGAACUUACUUAUUGACAAGAUCAAUAUGACAUCAAGAGAAGAAAAUCCAUUAUUAGAGAAACUCUCCCCUCAACAGUUUGAAGCCAGUGUUCACUUCUAUGAAGCAGAUCAAAAGCUUAGUCCUGAAGAUAGAGAAGAGUUAGCCAGUGAAUUGGGGCGUGCAUUAUUACGAACCAAUUUUAUGGGAUAUGGAGCAGCAGCAAUUGGAGCAUUUGCACCAACAAUUUAUAAAAUAAGUCAAACAAAACUGUUACCAGCAGGAGGUAAAAUAUAUAAGCCAUUUGGAUCAUUUUUCAUUGGAUUAACAACUUUAUUAGUUUCAAAUCAAUUGGCAGGUAAAUACUAUUUCAAUCAGAGUGCGCAAAGAGAUUUAAAACAUCAAGAGAUAUGGCGAGCAAUGGAUUAUCAUCAAUUGGGAUUAUUUUAUUUAUAUUAUUUACGAACUGCUAAGGAUAGUUCAUUCAUUGCUAAAGAUCCCAGAACAUUCUCGAAACUGAAACAACAUGAAGUUCAUUAUAGUCCCCCACCACACAUGUCUCAAAAUGAGAGUUCUACAACUCCAUUAACUCAAUGGGAUAAAAUUCGUAUUUCUAAUGGAUUUGCAAUUGAUGACCGUAAAAAAUCAAUUUCUACAGAUGAUGAUGAUCCAUUUAAUGAUUUUGAUGAUAACGAAGUUACUUCCAAUACUUCUCAUGAACAAACUACAUCUGCUUGGGAUGCUAUUCGUAAAAACAAUAAAUAAGUUAUGUAGAUCUUGUAAAUAGUAAUAAAAAAAAGUACAUCCAUAC